AUGGGUGCGAUGACGUUUUGGGUGGUGCGACAUGCGGAACGAGAAGACAACAUCAGUUCGGCUUGGCGAACCACUUCAAAAUUGAAGGGCGACAAUUCGCCGCUGUCGAAACGUGGACAGGUUACGGAGGGAUGCGGGACGGAAAUGGACUUGACUUGCGCCAAGUACAAAGGCGAACAAAGUCGAUUACGUCUUGAUCGAUAUUUGAUGAAUUCUCCAGAACGCUUCAUUAGGAAGCCACCACUGCUUGUUCCGGCUAGAAUACAUAUUGUCUCAACAGGGCCUGGAGGAAUUCCGGAGAGAACUGUUGCUGCACCACCGUCCAAUGACAGCAGUAAAGGACUUGAUGGCAUUAACAUCGAACUGAUCAGAUUCGAAGGGCACGAAUUUCGGAAAGCCAUGGCCAUCCGGUUCAGUCAGUACUUGUUUGAAAGAAAAAUACCUAGUAAGUGGAAGGAGUCGAAAAUGGUUUUGCUGCGCAAAAUGGGCGAUAAAGAUGUUCUUAUGAAUUGCCUCCCGUUGAGCUUACUUAUAUUUUGCGCCCGGAUUAUCACUUGCCGGCUAACAGAACAGUCGAUGAACAGCAGCUGA
Gongylonema pulchrum is the source of this 591-nucleotide messenger RNA. NCBI's taxonomy places the organism in Eukaryota, Metazoa, Nematoda, Chromadorea, Rhabditida, Gongylonematidae. The record is from the annotation of a GenBank genome assembly.